UGCAGCGCCGAGGCCGCUCUGCUCGGUGCGUGGACCGUCCCGCCUCGGCUGGCGCUCCGGUUCCCGAUCCGACCCGCGGACCGACCCGCUGCAGCCGCGCACCCUCCGCCGCCCUCGCUGCAGGCGCCCUAGCGCUGCCCGGUUCACCUUUUCACCAUGAUCCCCUGCAGAGCAGCGCUCUCUUUUGCCCGAUGUCUGAUCCGGAGAAAGAUCGUCGUCAUGGACGGCCUAGAAGAUUCCAAAUUAAGCCGUUGCUUAUCCACCAUGGACCUCAUUGCCCUGGGGGUCGGGAGCACCCUCGGUGCCGGGGUGUACGUCCUGGCUGGGGAGGUGGCCAAGUCGGAUUCAGGCCCCAGCAUCGUCCUCUCCUUCCUCAUCGCUGCCCUGGCUUCGGUGAUGGCUGGCCUCUGCUACGCUGAGUUUGGGGCCCGAGUUCCCAAGACGGGGUCCGCGUAUCUGUACACGUACGUCACCGUUGGAGAGCUGUGGGCCUUCAUCACCGGCUGGAACCUCAUUUUGUCCUAUGUGAUAGGUACAUCGAGUGUUGCAAGAGCUUGGAGUGGCACCUUUGAUGAACUUCUGAACAAACAGAUUGGCCAGUUUUUCAGGACAUACUUCAAUAUCAAUUAUACUGGCCUUGCAGAGUAUCCGGACUUCUUUGCUGUCUUCCUCAUAUUGCUUCUAUCAGGCCUGCUAUCUUUUGGAGUAAAAGAGUCUGCCUGGGUGAACAAAAUCUUCACAGCCGUCAACAUCCUGGUCCUUCUCUUUGUUAUGAUUGCUGGGUUUGUGAAAGGAAACGUGGCAAACUGGAAGAUUAGUGAAGAAUUUCUCAAGAAUAUAUCAGCAACCGCCAGAGAGCCGCCUUCCGAAAACGGAACAAGUCUCUACGGGGCCGGUGGCUUCAUGCCGUACGGCAUCGCGGGGACGUUGGCCGGGGCUGCCACCUGCUUUUAUGCCUUUGUGGGAUUUGACUGCAUUGCAACAACUGGAGAAGAGGUCCGGAACCCUCAGAAAGCUAUUCCUAUCGGGAUUGUGACUUCCCUGCUGGUUUGCUUUAUGGCCUAUUUUGGGGUCUCUGCCGCUUUAACACUUAUGAUGCCGUACUACCUCCUCGAUGAGAAGAGCCCCCUUCCUGUAGCGUUUGAGUACGUGGGCUGGGGUCCCGCCAAAUACGUCGUGGCCGCGGGCUCCCUCUGCGCGUUGUCAGCAAGUCUUCUUGGAUGCAUUUUCCCAAUGCCUCGUGUAAUCUAUGCUAUGGCGGAGGAUGGGUUGCUUUUCAAAUGUCUAGCUCAAAUCAAUUCCAAAACGAAGACACCAAUAAUUGCUACUUUAUCAUCGGGUGCGGUGGCAGCGGUGAUGGCGUUUCUUUUUGACCUGAAGGCACUCGUGGACAUGAUGUCCAUCGGCACUCUCCUGGCCUACUCUCUGGUCGCAGCCUGCGUGCUCAUCCUCAGGUAUCAGCCCAGUCUGUCGUACGAGCAGCCCAGAUAUUCUCCUGAGAAAGAAGCUCUGGAGUCGUGUGCCGGGGUGGACUCGGAAAGCGCGUCUCAGAUCACCAUGCUGCAGGAGCAGGGCUUCAGCCUGCAGACCCUCUUCAGCCCCUCGGCUCUGCCCACAAAGCAGUCCUCUUCUCUCGUGAGCUUCCUGGUAGGAUUCCUGGCCUUCCUCGUGUUGGGCCUGAGCAUCCUGACCACGUACGGAGUCCAGGCCAUCGCCCGGCAGGAAGCGUGGAGCGUGGUUCUGCUGGUGCUGUUCCUCGUCCUCUGCAUCGCCAUCGUCUUCACCAUCUGGAGGCAGCCCCAGAACCAGCACAAAGUGUCCUUCAUGGUCCCAUUCUUACCGUUUCUGCCAGCGUUCAGCAUCCUGGUGAACAUUUACUUGAUGGUCCAGCUGAGCGCGGAGACUUGGAUCAGAUUUAGCAUUUGGAUGGCGCUUGGUUUCCUGAUUUACUUCACCUACGGCAUUCGACACAGCCUGGAGGGGAAUUCAAGGGAUGAAGAUGAAGACGAAGAUUCGUAUUCAGACAACAUCGACGCAGCAACCGAAGAGAAAGCUGCCAUUCAAGCAAAUGACCAUCACCAAAGAAACCUCAGUUUACCUUACAUACUCAGUGAAAAGACGAGCGAAUGCUAACGCUUGUAGGAGCUGAACAGGUCGUAGUCUUCAUGUAUGUAUCCUGAGCAAACCAGCAGGAUGUCAUCCUUAUGCUAGCUUGUCAUGGGUUUGCUGCAGACAUAGUUCACCCUAAUUUAUACUCACCUGGACAGCACCUCCUCAAGUGGUGGAUUUUACCUGGGAAAACCUGAGCUCUCUCCUAGUGCUAUCUCCCAGUGUGUGUGUGUGUGUGUCUGUGUUGGGGAAUACCUAUGGUAAAAGUUUUUGGUGUUUUACUGUUACCGCUUGACAUUUUUCCAGUGUUUGUCAUGAUUUGGGGUCACAUGGUACACAUACUGAAAUAGAGGUAAUCACUGAAUCAAAGAGUGUGUUGUAUGUGCUUGGUAUUGUUAGGGAGAGGACUGUUGCUUUUCCUUGUUAGAUUUCAUUAAUGUCAACUUAGAACAGGCUUCACCUGCAGCUCCGCAUCUCGGAGUCUGUCAGUGGUCAGGAGUAAGAGGAGGGGAUAAGACACGAGCCAUUUCUGUAACUUACAAAUGCCAGCCGUGGGUUUAGUGCAGAGUUUUCUUCUACAAGGUGUGACAGUUUGCUAAAACUUUAGCCAGCAGGAGGAUUUGCACCCGCCAUGCUACACAGGGCGCACCCUCUUGACCUGGGGUCCUCUUUGAGAACAGUGGUCCUUACAUAUCAGGCCUUCACCUGCUGGGACUUUGGGACAGGCAGUGUGAUCUACAUAAGACCUUUGUGUGGAAGGUGGUCCCUGUGGCCAGAAAGCUGAUGUAAGGGGCCGUGGUGAGGAUAUGUUUGAGAAUCAGAGUUAGAUACUAGCGUGGGUCAGUAGAUACCAAGCAUCCUUGUUUUAAAAGUCACUUAAAAUAAAGCCAAUAGGGUGUCCCGGAUCAUACUGCUGGUGGAAUGGUUCAUACUUCCUUCCAUUAUUUAAAAACUAAUCAGUGAGGUGUUUUAACCCUAUCAGACAAAGAAUCCACUCCUCUCUUUCUACCAUUAUUUUGUCUUGUCCUAGAAAUGAGGGCUACAGUAGCAAAUUCUAUCUAUACUACAUGCAAAAGAGGGGGAAAAUGAAGGGAUAAAAGCAGGAAAAUUCCUCUGUCCUAAUUUUAAAGUGCCUAUUCAGAUAUUAAAGAGCAUUUGGCUCGAUUCAAGGGGUUCAGAUCUAAUUUGGCUGUUGGUUCAGAAACAUUUAGAGAUGUUUUUCAUCCCCCACCCCUUAAUAGUUUAGCACUUUUAAUUUUAUUUAUUUUUAAAUGGCCACACUAAAGCCACUCAUACAAACACCAGUAUUCUAUCACUGGUUGGCCAAUAAAAUAUUUUGGUUAAGUACAUGAUCGUUUAAAACUUUAAGUUAAAAAAUUAACCAAAUUAAAGCUAUAGAAGACAGUAACCUUUCUAUGAGUAAAUAACUUGCUUUUAUGUGUAAGAUCUCUAAAUACUAUAUUUUACUUUGUAGGGUUCUCUACUAGUAGACUAUUUACCUGCAGUGUGAUUUGCUUCUUAUGAAUUGUUUUUCUUACAAAUCAUUAAAUGGUCGACCUGAUGAAAGCAAAGGCUCAAUACACGUAUAAUGGGUUGCAUUCCCGGGACAAACACUGUCAGGCACACCAGGUGGCCAGCCGCAUCCAGAAACAAGGAGCACGUUUCCGACAGCCCUUCUAAGAGAUCAGUGAUUGUAUUGACACCAUUAAAAAGCCAGUCGUGACCGAAUAUCUAACCAAGACUUUAUUGUGAUUAAAUACCAAACAAACAGGUAGGAAGCCUGGGUUCUGGGCUGCUAGACUCCUGGUGUCCCUGACAUAGAACUCAGUACUGACAUUCCACAAUCCCCGGGGUGUUAAUGGCAAAAUCUGCGGCUGAAAAUUCUCUUCCAAGCUGCGUGUUUCACUGGCGAGGCAAGGGGAAAGGAGACUUGUAAGGACUGCAGGGAUGCUCGGAGACCUUUGCUAUCCUAACCAUAUUGCGAGAACCCCUUUGAUCCCAAUCUAGAAUAGGCCCUUCACCCAGAGAACAUGAGGUACUUCUUAUAUGAAUAUUUGACUCUUUCAUUGUAACAAAAUCAAUACACUUGUUUAGAACGUGAGAGGCAGCUAAAACUAUUAUGCCCCGUAUGUUCAUUUAGGAGCAGAAUUCAGUUAAAAAUUAUUUUUUCCACAUUGAAACACAUUGCAAACACAAAUGUCUAUGAAAAGAUGCUUUGUCAGUGACUGUGUUUUUUUUUUCCUUCAAAUGUGUGUAUGUGUGAGUGUGUAUAUAUUAUAUAUAUGUAUAUGUAUAUGUAUGUCUGUGUAUUUCAAAUGUGAGUAUAAAAGUCAGUUGGGUUUGUGAUGGGCUUUGGAAAUAAUGCCAUUGUGUGGAUAAAAAAAACAUACAACUGAUGUAGAGAAAAUAUAAUGUUUUGUAUUGAUGGGUAUGCUUAUAUAAAAGUUUAGGUUUUAAAGUAUUUUGAAAUGCACAGUGAUUUUAUAUAUAUGAUAUUUUCUAUAGAUAGAUUCCUUAAGAAAGCUUUAUUUAUAAUGUUCCUGAGAUGAAAUCACUAAACUCUAGUUCAUUGCAACAGGUGCUUUCUAAUCUGAAAUGGAGGAGGGUAGGAAUAUUAGGGUGUUGCUGUUUACUUGUCUCUGUGGUACCUUUUCUUCAUCUCUGUCCUGGUACAUCUAGGAACAGCUGGUACUGCCAGCGCUGGUACCACUUCCCCGUUCCUCCACUUGAACUAUAACCUUUUGAAAAAGUGUUGUUUUUCCUUUCUUAGGAUUACCAAAGCGUGUUGUAUAGAUUUCACUAGUCAUUAAUCACACUUCUGUGAAAGCCUCUCCAGAAAUUGCAAAGUACAUAUACACAUCCUCUUAACUGUGAUUGCAUAAACAGCUUGCUACCUUUUUUUUUUUUUUUUUUUGCACUAGGAAAUAGGUUCUCUUGAUACAGAACUUUAAAGGACUGCAUUGCACAUCUUAGGGUAUGAAAAUGAAGAUCAGUGUGGGUUUGAAGGGGUGGGAUUGGUGGUUUUAUUUUACUAGUGCCAAAAUGCAGUAGUGUCUUCUCUGUACAUUUUCUACUUUCAUUCUCUAACAUGUCCUGAACCAUCAAGGGGAAAUUAGUCAAGUUCAGGCAGGACAUGGUACCAGCACAGUCAUGUUAAAUGUAGAUUUGGAAGUAUGGUUGCUUGCCUUGUUUUGCUGUGUUGGGUUCCCCCCCAACCCUCGCCUCCCCCUCCCUCCCCCCCGUAUAAUUAUGUUUCAACAUUUUUAAAUGGCUUUCUGUGUUCUGGGUUGUAAGAGGCCUUCUCUGUUAUUGCUGUGGUUGUCGGUUUUUGUAAUAUUCAUUAUUGUUUAUAUAUGUGCACAGUUUAGUCUUACUGAUUGCAUUCGGCUAUGGCUCAACCCAGCUGGCAACCCUGUCUGCUGGAGCCCUCUCCUUAGCUCUUACUCACCGUGGCUGAAGCCACUGCCACCAUCUCUGGCCUUGAAGCGCCGUCACUGACCACUGGGGCCUCGUGGGGGUCACGAACCAGGACCCUGGGCUGGGUCCAGGAUCAUGCAGCCUGCAGAGUAUGGGCAGCCGUAGCUCCCUGUUGGGUGGGGUCUUGGCAUGUGAGGGGAGGAUAUGAAGUCAAAGCCUUCACCUGAAUGUAAGGUAGUGUGCGGUCCAUAAUAUCAGUUCCAAAUACCCCAUGAGUGCCUCAAGGUGGAUGAUCAAGAAGGAGCCUCUGUGCCUCAUGGGAAGGAUAGCUGCUUCCUGAAACUGGCACCAUAGGGCGUGUCUUACUGCAAUCCCCCCGACUGCCACUGACCGCCUUGGGUGGAAGUGCAUGGGCCACGGUCAGGUUGAUGAAGAACCUUGUAUGACCAACAGGGUGGUGUGUAUCUCUGGCCCAUGCCUGGUUGACAGGCUCUUCAUCUUUGUGUCCAGCAGGGGGUGCCCAGUUAUUUUCUUGCUUUCUCUUCUUACCAUUGUACUCAAUAGAAACUGUAGGUGGGGGCCCAAAACCCUACAGAAAUUCUGUGUCUGUAGAAACCAACAGAUGCAUCGGACUUGUGAGAAUGGAAAGGUGUGUUUGUUGGGUAGGUAAUUUUAAAUGUAAAUGUUUCUAAUGAUAAUCAGCGUUCCUUUUUACUUACAAAGUUGGAUUAUUUUUUAGAAUUUGUAAUAAAUGAAAACUGUUGCUGCUUUACCACUGUAAAAUAGGCUUUCUAAUGUGACCAUGUAUUUUUUAAAUAAAUUUUAAUACAACUUGUAA
This is a messenger RNA of Pipistrellus kuhlii (Kuhl's pipistrelle), 6364 nucleotides long. It is a transcript of the gene SLC7A2, whose product is annotated as solute carrier family 7 member 2. Lineage: Eukaryota; Metazoa; Chordata; Mammalia; Chiroptera; Vespertilionidae. Gene Ontology annotation, biological process: transmembrane transport; amino acid transport. Gene Ontology annotation, cellular component: plasma membrane. The transcript has 12 exons. The record is from RefSeq and is a predicted model, not a curated record. Gene Ontology annotation, molecular function: amino acid transmembrane transporter activity. The coding region runs from base 157 to 2133 and encodes 658 amino acids.